UUUCGUUUUACGCUCACAGCCAUCACGCUCUGAUCAGUGGGGAGCGGAGGAGGAGCCAUAGGCCCGAGUCUGAGUUGGGCGGGUAUUCUUUCCGCUGAGGGAUUUUCUUCUGCGCUUCUCAGAUUUUGGUAGUCGUCUUCAUUAUCUCCCAGGGACGCUUGGACCAUUCUUGCUGCGGUUUCUUCGAGUUGACCCUCUUCUUCUGCCCUCCGGAACCUCUCCUUGCGGGCAGCACUCUCCGACGGGUCGGCACAUUGUGUAUACUGGACCAUGACCUCACGUACUUCCUCAAGUGCUUCAUUGAAAGCUUCUUGAGGUGCUGGGGUUUUGUCAUUUUGAAAAGGAUUCCCUCUUACUGAUAAUAUUCUUCCUCCUGUAGUAGAAUCUGAUCCUUCUCGUCGCUUCUGUCCGCGUCCCCUAGCGGUAGCGUCGUAACUAAGGUCUCUUAUAUGUACUUUUAUAUUCUUUCUAAUGAUAACUUAUGAUUGAUCAUAUAUAUAGAGCUCUGGUGUGAAGAUAAGUGGAGUGACUUUUGCAAACAUAAAGGGAACAUCAACAACACCAAUAGCUAUGAAACUGGAUUGUAGUGGAAGCCAUCACUGCACAGGGAUUACAUUGAAAAACAUUAAGCUCUCUUACAUGAAAGGAGCAACAACUUCUUACUGCAAGAACGCUCAUGGAGGAGCCUCUGGAGUUGUGGUUCCAAUGAAUUGUAUGUGAAGUUUAAUUUGUUAUAUGAUGGUUUUUGUUUUGCUUUGAUGUUUUUUUUUUAUCUUUGAAACUCAUCCAAAUUUGAAUGUGAUGAAGUCUUUGGUCUGAAUUGAAAUAAAACUAAAGCAGUCAGUUUGAUUGUUGGUUUAUCAGUGUGACAGAAUGAUGUUUGUACCAAUUCUACUAUGACUGGAAAAGAUGAAGAAAAAAAUAAUAUCUUCAACUUAUAACUAUUCUUAAACUCGGCAUUUCACCUUUAUAAGAAAUCGAGUUCUUUCUGAGCAAGAAAAUAAUAAAACCAAUUAGCUUGCUAGUUGCUAUGUGUUGCCCCUUUGUUCUUUGUAAAGCUUUUUGACAUUACCUUCGGUCGCAAGCAAACAUGUUCGAAUAUUCGAAUCCAAAACAAAAUAAACGAUAUAUCAUAAGGCCAGUUGCAGAAUAUAACCAUUCAAAGAAUUGAGACUAACCGUCACUGAUAACGGUCCAUUCAUCCUUCACGUAAAUCCAUGUGGCCAUGUGAUAACUAUUCUAAGUAUAUGUUAAUCUCCCAAAUGACCAUAUAACUUACAUUACAUAUCCCAUGUUACCUGUUUCUUAUGACGUGGUAAGUUGCAUUGGUUGACUUUUAGUAACCCAUUCAUUUUUUCCAAGAGCUUUUGUUGACUUAUGCUACUCAUGGCCGUACGAUUCGGAGGCUUUUCUUCUUCUACGGCUGCGAUUUGAUUAUGACAUUUCCACACUCCACAUGUCACAUGCCAUAGAUUAUGCUAUACAUGAAACCUGAUCCAUUGGCCCUCGUAUUCGGUUUUUAAUCAAUCUUAGAGAAAGUCUAUAUAUUAAAUAUCAUUCAAAACCAAAGACCAACAGAAAAGUCAUCUGACACUUGCAUAAUUUGUAUUUAUUUCUUUUGCCAAUUAUCAGUUACUUCAUAGUAUCUUACAUUCUCGACUCAAAUUAAUACUAAAUAAAUUAUACAAGUGAACAUGGAUCCUUGUGAACAAGCACGCAAAGAUCACAUGCUUUCUCCUUUAUAGAUCAACAUUAUUUGCUUAAGGAAUUCACAACUGCUUAUCAUCAUCACAUGCGAUUAUGCGAACCGUACAUUUCAUUCAUUUGAAUUUAAUCAAGCAUAUGAUCUGACAAUCAUUAGCAUUAGCAUUACAGUUCAAAAAAAAAUCAUUAGCAUUAUGAUUAAAAUAAAGUCAACGUAUUCAAAUAUAUAUAUUUAAACAAAAAAUUCCAUAUACAAUUCCAUAUAAAUACCUGCCAUACCCGUAUGAUUUUCCUUCAUCCUCACAUUUCAUCUAAAGCACAAAAACAUAAAUACUCUCAAAUCUGACAUCUACAAAGAUUCAUUACUCUUUCUCUUUGUAAGAAACAUUAAAUGGAUCAUAUUAGUAACAAGCUUGUAGCUAUUUUGCUGAUGUUCUUCUCAAGCAUCUUGCUUAUGAGAACAUCAAUGGCUGCUUACAACUAUAAUGUCGUCAAGUUUGGUGCUAAACCGGACGGUCGAACCGACUCCACAAAAGCCUUCCUCGGCGCGUGGCAAGCAGCUUGCCGUUCAGCUGCAAGUGUCACUGUAACGGUCCCGAGAGGGAGCUUCUUACUAAAACCGGUGGAGUUUCGUGGUCCGUGCCGUAGCAAAAUCACGUUUCAGAUUUAUGGAACCAUUGUAGCUCCUACGGAUUACCGUGGUUUGGGUAAUUCCGGUUAUUGGAUCUUGUUCGUGAAAGUUAACCGCAUCUCGAUCAAUGGAGGAACGUUAGAUGCUAGAGGUGCUUCUUUUUGGGCUUGUCGAAAAUCUGGAAAGAGCUGUCCUGCUGGAGCCAGAUCCAUGACGUUUAACUGGGCAAACAACGUCGUAGUAACCGGGUUAACGUCAAUAAACAGUCAAGUAACACAUUUAGUGAUAAAUAGCUGCAACAAUGUAGUUGUCCGGAAAGUAAAGUUAGUAGCUCCAGACCAAAGUCCGAACACAGAUGGCCUCCACGUCCAAAAUUCUGCUGGUGUGACCGUAACCGAUAGCACGUUUCAGACCGGAGACGACUGUAUCUCUAUCGGUCCGGGAACUCGUAACCUCUACAUGUCUAAACUCAACUGCGGUCCAGGCCACGGAAUCAGUAUUGGGAGUCUAGGGAGAGAUGCUAAGGAAGCUGGAGUACAGAACAUAACGUUGGUAAACUCUGUUUUUUCGGGUUCAGAUAAUGGUGUUCGGAUCAAGUCAUGGGCUAGACAAAGCACAGGUUUUGUGAGGAACGUUUUGUUUCAAAAUCUGAUCAUGAAGAACGUUCAGAAUCCAAUCAUUGUUGAUCAGAACUAUUGUCCGACUCAUCAAGGUUGUCCUAAACAGGGUUCUGGGGUGAAGAUUAGUCAGGUUGUGUAUAGGAACAUUCAAGGGACGUCACGAACGCAACAUGCUUUAAAGUUUGAUUGUAGUCGUAGUAAUCCGUGCCAAGCGAUUAGAUUGCAUGAUAUUAAGCUAACGUUCAACGGUCGGUCCGCUACUUCACAAUGUAAGAAUAUUAAAGGAGUUAAGGCUGGUGUGGUGAUGCCACAAGGUUGUCUUUGAUUUGAUGAUUUUGAAGGGCAUGUAACAAAGUGUUUUACGAUGACAUUACACCGUCUUAGGCACAAGAUUAUUAUUUGCGUCCAUGAUCGAGUUGUUCUGUCUAAUAUUUAAAUAUGUAUGUAUAUUAUUAAAGUUUAAUUUGUA
Molecule: messenger RNA, 3424 nt
Organism: Brassica napus (rape)
Lineage: Eukaryota; Viridiplantae; Streptophyta; Magnoliopsida; Brassicales; Brassicaceae
Product: polygalacturonase-like
Exons: 4
Coding region: 2096-3280 (394 amino acids)
Biological process (GO): carbohydrate metabolic process
Molecular function (GO): polygalacturonase activity
Source: RefSeq, a predicted model, not a curated record